AUGAGCUCAGAGUCUGAAGAGUCUGCAGCAUUAGAAUUUGAUGAAAAUGACUCGGCUUUUGUGACGUCUGAUGGCAAAGAGGAAAUUGGAGAUGGCUCGAGUAGUUACUGCCCACCCAAAAAACCGUUGGUUGUGGAUGUUGCAACUGAAGACAAGUCUAAUGCUAGCUCGACUUGGAGUGAUGUUUCUGGCGGAUGCCUGAUUGACUCGGACUUUGAUGAUUAUGAUGAAGAACUUCCAGAUCUUGAUGAAAUAUGGCCUGUUCCGGAUCCACUGCCGUCGCUUCCAAAUGAGCAGAAGGAAUUGGCGAUAGGCGACUUGGACAUGGAUGCAUG
Messenger RNA from Puccinia triticina, 335 nucleotides. RefSeq lists its product as uncharacterized. The record is from RefSeq and is a predicted model, not a curated record. The transcript has a single exon. Lineage: Eukaryota; Fungi; Basidiomycota; Pucciniomycetes; Pucciniales; Pucciniaceae. The annotation marks the transcript as partial.